This is a messenger RNA of Sebastes umbrosus (honeycomb rockfish), 1505 nucleotides long. Its product is annotated as homeobox protein Nkx-2.5-like. Bases 260 to 1381 code for a protein of 373 amino acids. The record is from RefSeq and is a predicted model, not a curated record. Gene Ontology annotation, cellular component: nucleus. The transcript has 2 exons. Gene Ontology annotation, biological process: cell differentiation; regulation of transcription by RNA polymerase II. NCBI's taxonomy places the organism in Eukaryota, Metazoa, Chordata, Actinopteri, Perciformes, Sebastidae. Gene Ontology annotation, molecular function: RNA polymerase II cis-regulatory region sequence-specific DNA binding; DNA-binding transcription factor activity, RNA polymerase II-specific.
CACUUUCCAUCUCACCCCCCUCCCCCUGACACACUGACAUCAGAGGAGGCAGAGGCCCAAACUGCACUUACAAAGCCCGACAUUAGAUGUGUCAGAGAGGAGACCUGCACGGACAAAACCGGGACUAAUGCCCCUGUUUUCGUGCGUUUUACGGCGAUGAGGGAUUCCAGAGGCUUAACGCACCUCCAAUCACCAAAGAAGAGGCUUUUACGCACAAUUAUUAGUUAGAAAAGGGAGUGUGGACGGAGAAGGUGUGUGCAUGUUACUCGGUGGGCUUCAUUUCCUCGGUGCUGCUGUAGAGCGGGAGCUGGAAGACAUGAUGCUGCAAAGUCCGCUCACCUCCACCUCCACGCCGUUUUCUGUCAAGGAUAUCCUGAAGCUGGAGCUCCAGCAGCAGCAGCAGCAGCAGCAGUCCGGGUCCUUGGAGCUCCAGCACCGGGUCCACACCCAGACCCACACCCAGCGGUCCGGGUCUCCUUCCCAGCAGCAGCACUUCCAAACCCCGCCGUCCUGCAUGCUCUCCGGGGCCCGGGACAGUCCUCCCUUCUCGGACGGAGAGGACAACCUGUCCUACCUGAGCGCGCUGGCGGUGCGGGACCAGGAGGAGGACCGGGAGGAGGACCGAGGGGACACCAGCCUGUCUCUGUCUCUGUCCCCGGACAUGUACGUCCACCCCGGGCUGCAGGGAGCCAAGCUGGAGGAGCAGGAGAGCAAGAGCUGUGGUUCGGUGUCCCGGGAGGAGGCCUCGGAGGGCGGGCAGACCGACCCGGAUCGGCCGGUUCCGGUUCCGAAGCAGAGGAGCCGGAGGAGACCCCGGGUUCUGUUCUCGCAGGCUCAGGUGUUCGAGCUGGAGAGACGCUUCAAGCAGCAGCGCUACCUGUCCGCACCUGAGCGCGAGCACCUGGCCACCAGCCUCAAACUCACUUCCAACCAGGUGAAGAUCUGGUUCCAGAACCGCCGCUACAAGUGCAAACGGCAGCGGCAGGACAAGUCUCUGGAGGCGGCCGGACAGCACCACCCUCCGCCGCCUCCACGGCGCGUCGCGGUGCCGGUUCUGGUCCGGGACGGGAAGCCGUGUCUGGGAGGCGCGCAGAGCUACACCUCCUCGGCUCCGUACGGAUCCAACCCGUACGGUUAUACCGGAUACCCGGCCUACACAUACAGCAGCCCGGCUGCUUACAACAGCAACUACAGCAACUACAGCUGCACCUACAGCAGCAUCCCCAACCUGCCUCCAUCAGGCUCCUCCAGCGCCUUCAUCAACAUGAACCUGGGAAACUCCACACAGACCCAAACACAUCCAGGGACCGCGGUACCAUCCUGCCAGAACCAGAACCAGACCCAGACCCAGGGCGCCCUGCAGGGGAUCCGGGCCUGGUAGCAUCACCACCUCACCACAACACACCUGGUAGCCUCACCAGAACACACCUGGUAGCCUCUCCACCUCACCACAACACACCUGGUAGCCUCACCAGAACACACCUGGUAGCAUCACCACCUCACCA